GCUUUUCGUGUUAGACUUAGAAUUAAUAUUUACCUAAAGACCCAAAUGCUAUUGUGUAAUUAGCCUGUUAUUUACCACUGUGCUAUUCUCAUGUUACUCUCGGACAUAAGCAACUUCCCCAGCACAGAGUGUCAUUUCUGCUUUGUCUGGGUCAACUAUCUCUCAGCUCAUUUUGGAGAACAUUUGAAAUCAACACCACAACACCGUUUUGUGAAGUCAAUUAAAAUAUAAUUACCUAUUCUUUAUACCAUUUCCCCUUUAUCUUCGGAUGACUGAUUUGAUCUAUGUGUGUUAUCUUGGUUCAAAAAUGGGAACAAUCGUUUUCUUCAGUGCCAUGUUUUUGUCAGGUGUGUGGGCCGAUUGUGUGAGGAAUGCUAAACUGCUUGUUAAUGCGCCAACAAAAGAACUGAAAGCAUUGAGUGGGUCCUGUUUAGAAAUCCCAUGUACUUUCAGAGCUGAAGGACAGACUAUGGACACCUCAAAACCAAUAUACGGUGUAUGGAUUAAAUCUGAUCCCAGAAUUAAAUUUACAAAUAACAUUAUCUUCAACAGCAGUGGGGCAACCACAAGAUAUCCCAUGAAAAUUAUUGGAAACAUGGCACAGAAAAACUGCACUACGAUGUUUUCAAAUCUGACCACGCGACACACAGAUAAAUACUUCUUCAGGGUUGAGAAUGAGGCUUUCAAGGCAACUGCGUCCUGCCAUAUCAUUCAAGUCACUGUAAAAGACUCCUGGAGCCCCAUAAUUCAAAUCUCUGGUAAACAGACAGAGACAGAGGUGGUGACUAUAACCUGCACAGCUGUCACUCCCUGUCCACAUGCCCCUCCUCAGCUCACAUGGGACCCCCACCAAGGCACUCGCCACAUCACAGAGACCAACGCAGACGGGACAUUUACCACUAAAAUAACGCAGAAGGUGACUUUAACACACUCUGAUGAUGGACGCCAGAUAAAAUGUACUGCUGCGUAUCGUAUCAAUGGAAAGAUCAAGAUGGCUGCAAAUACAAUCAAGCUCAAUGUUACAUAUGGUCCUAAAGACACCUCCUUUGAAGUCAGUCCGUCGGGUUCGCUGUCAGCAGGUCAGUCAGUGACACUGAGCUGCUCCAGCAGAGCCAAACCUCCUGUCCACAACUUCACCUGGUUCAGACACAGCUCUCAGGGACCAGCCAAUGUCAGCCAGAGACACACGUACAGCUUCAACUUCAACGAAGCUUCACAUGGAGAAUAUUACUGCGUGGCCUGGAAUAAAGUCGGAAAACAAACAUCUCAAAUGAUCCAUGUGGGCCCUGGAGGUAACACAAGAAUUUUAUUUAAAGGCACUAUGUAA
Boleophthalmus pectinirostris (great blue-spotted mudskipper) is the source of this 1327-nucleotide messenger RNA. RefSeq names its product myelin-associated glycoprotein-like. The transcript has 5 exons. Bases 269 to 1327 code for a protein of 352 amino acids. Lineage: Eukaryota; Metazoa; Chordata; Actinopteri; Gobiiformes; Gobiidae. The record is from RefSeq and is a predicted model, not a curated record.